AUGAGCGCACCGGUUAACCGGUUCAAUAGAAAAAAGGUCGCCAUCGUCGGUAGCGGCUGCUCCGGCAUCGCAGCCCUCUGGGCGCUCAACCGUACAUAUCACGAUGUUCACAUGUACGAGGCCGCCGACCGCCUCGGCGGCCACACAAACACGGUGCAAUGGAGCGCCGGCAAGUUUAAGACGGCUGUCGACACUGGCUUCAUCGUCCUCAAUACGGCCACCUACCCCAAUUUCAUCAACUUCCUCAACAAGAUCGGCGUAGAGACGGAACCGACAGAGAUGACGUUUGGCGUCUCGAGAGACCACGGUGCUUUUGAAUGGGCCGGCACGAACCUCGCCUCCGUCUUUGCUCAGCGACGGCGCAUCUUCUCUCCCCGCAUGUGGCGCAUGAUCUUUGACAUUGUCCGCUUCAACCAAUUUGCCCUCGACCUCCUCAUUAAUGACGACGACGACGAUGAUGACAAUGACCUAUCCAACCAUAGCAACGGCAGCAGCAGCGAUUUCUCCUCCAGGCGUGCUCACCAUCGCGACGAGACCAUCGGCGCCUACCUCGCCCGCGAGGGCUACUCGGAUGCCUUCCGCGACGACUACCUUCUGCCCAUGGCCGCUGCCGUGUGGAGCACCGGCCCAGACAAGUGCGGCCUCGACUUCCCCGCGAUCGCGCUCGUCCGGUUCAUGUGGAACCACCAUCUGCUAUCGACCGUCGCCGCGCGGCCGCAGUGGCUCACCAUCAAGGAGGGCGCCCAGGCGUACAUCCGCGCCGUCAUGCGUGGCUUCCCGCCCAACCACCUGCACCUCAAAACGGCAGUGCGGCAGGUCACCAACACCCCCGACGGCCGCGUGCUGCUCGCCCUCGAGGACGGCACCUCCGAGGUUUUCGACCACGUCGUCCUCGCCACCCACGGCGACCAGGCCCUCGCCCUCCUCGGCGCCAGCGCCACGCCCGCCGAGCGCGCCGUCCUCGGCUGCUUCCAGACCUCCCAGAACGAGGCCGUGCUGCACUCCGACACGAAUUUCAUGCCCCGCAGCCGCCGCGCCUGGGCCGCCUGGAACUACCUCACGCAGUCCUCGCCGUCCACCGGAAAGGCCAACCUCGACCGCGUCUCGCUCACCUACAACAUGAACAUCCUGCAGCACAUCCCGCGCGAGCCCUUCGGCGACGUCCUCGUCACCCUCAACCCGCUUACGCGCCCGCGCCAGGCCGCCGUCCAGGGCCGCUUCUUCUACUCCCACCCUCUCUACACGCCCGUCGCGUUCCGCGCCCAGCGCGCGCUCCCGCGCAUCCAGAACCGCCGCGGAAUCAGCUACGCCGGCGCAUGGACGAACUACGGCUUCCACGAGGACGGCUUCAGCAGCGGCCUCGCCGUCGCCCAGGACGACCUCGGCGCCAAGCUGCCCUUUGAGUUCAAGGACUCGACCUACAGCCGCGGCAGGCGCCCGCAGCUUGGCCUGGCCGACUAUAUCCUCCGAUUCUUCAUCCUCCUUAUCCAUCUCUUCAUUGUGCUAACAUUUGACCGCUUCUCGUUGGUUGGUAAAAAGAGACGGAGCGUGUUGAACGGCAGUGCCAAGGCCUGCCAGAAGAAGCUCAACUAG
Messenger RNA from Cordyceps fumosorosea ARSEF 2679, 1593 nucleotides. RefSeq names its product amine oxidase. Gene Ontology annotation, molecular function: oxidoreductase activity. The record is from RefSeq and is a predicted model, not a curated record. The coding region runs from base 1 to 1593 and encodes 530 amino acids. The transcript is spliced from 2 exons. Lineage: Eukaryota; Fungi; Ascomycota; Sordariomycetes; Hypocreales; Cordycipitaceae.